CCAGUUGCUGUCUCCUUAGAAAGCGGGGAGCGGUAGGAUCUGGGGACCCCAGACUAGUGCUGAGCCCGAGCUGGUAACGCCUCCUGCCCUGCGCCCGUCCUCCUCCAUCUCAGCUUCAUCGUCAUCAUCAUUAUUAUUAUUAUUCUCCAGAACAUGGACUUCACGUGCUUCUGGCUAGGGCUGCUGUUGCCCUUGGCAGCUACCCUGGAUUUCAGCUACCACCACCAGGAAGAGAUGGAAGCGUUUUUGAAGACCGUGGCCCAAAACUACAGUCCCAUCACCCACUUACACAGUAUUGGGAAGUCUGUGAGAGGUAGAAAUCUCUGGGUUCUUGUCGUGGGGCGAUUUCCAAAGGAACACAGAAUCGGGAUUCCAGAGUUCAAAUAUGUGGCAAACAUGCAUGGAGAUGAGACUGUUGGGCGAGAGUUGAUGCUCCAUCUGAUUGAGUAUCUUGUAACUGGUGAUGGGAAAGACCCUGAAAUCACAAAUCUGAUCAAUAACACCCGGAUACACAUCAUGCCAUCGAUGAACCCGGAUGGAUUUGAAGCUGUCAAAAAGCCUGACUGCUUUUACAGUAAUGGAAGGGAGAAUUAUAAUGAGUAUGACCUGAAUAGAAAUUUCCCUGAUGCUUUUGAAUUUAAUAAUGCAACAAGACAGCCUGAAACUAUGGCAGUCAUGAAGUGGCUGAAAACCGAGUCAUUUGUCCUCUCUGCAAACCUCCAUGGCGGUGCUCUUGUGGCCAGUUACCCAUUUGAUAAUGGCGUUCCAGCAACUGGGACGUUGCACUCCCGAAGCCUGACUCCUGAUGAUGAUGUUUUUCAGUAUCUCGCACAUACUUACGCUUCCAGAAAUCCCAACAUGAAGAAAGGGGAUCAGUGUAAAAAUAAGAUGAACUUCCCCAAUGGCGUUACAAAUGGGUACUCUUGGUAUCCACUCCAAGGUGGAAUGCAAGAUUACAACUAUGUCUGGGCCCAGUGUUUUGAAAUUACAUUGGAGCUGUCAUGCUGUAAAUAUCCUCGUGAAGAGAAGCUUCCAUUCUUUUGGAAUGAUAACAAAGCCUCACUAAUUGAAUAUAUGAAACAGGUGCACCUAGGUGUAAAGGGUCAAGUUUUUGAUCAGAACAGAAAUCCAUUACCCAAUGUAAUUGUGGAAGUCCAAGACAGAAAACAUAUCUGUCCCUUCAGAACCAACAGAUUUGGGGAAUAUUAUCUCCUUCUCUUGCCUGGGUCCUAUAUAAUAAAUGUUACUGUCCCUGGACACAGUCCGUACCUCACAAAGGUGAUUAUUCCAGAGAAAUCCCAGACCUUCAGUGCUCUUAAAAAGGAUAUUCUACUUCCAUUCCAAGGGCAACUGGAUUCCAUCCAAGCAUCAAAUCCUCCAUGCCCAAUGAUUCCUCUAUACAAAGAACUGCCAAGCCAUUCAGCUGCAACAAAGCCUAGUUUGUUCUUAUUUUUAGUGACUUUUUUACACAUAUUUUUCAAAUAAAGUACAAUGUGAAACUCAACCCCAGUCACCACCUGGAAUCAGGGAUUACUCACACCAGGUUACUAUAUCCCUAACUCCCUGUUAUGGGACCUCAACAGGAUAGCCUCCAGUCUUUCCUAAUAAGAGAAGUGGAUGUUUCCAAAUUCUGCAGUAAACAAAUAUGGUGAUGAAGAGUGAUCUGUCCUUGAUGAUGAAGGAAGACACCUAGCUACCAAAUACUGCUCACUUACACUUAAUCUUGAAGUCUUAGACAUUUGUGAGAAGUUAAACUUGAAAAGCAAGAGAAGUUCCUGCAAGAAGAAAAGGAACUAAUUUUGCAUGCAGAGCCAGAUGGAUAUAAGCAAUAAAGACGAGCAUUUACUAUAUACAAGACCUUACCAUGAAUGCCGUAUGUGAAGAGUAAGUGCCAUAUAUAAUCAGUUCUCAAUGAAGGGAGACAUGAUCCUAAGGCUGGGAACAUUUAGCUUUCAAAUGUUCUGAGGAGAAAGAGAAAAUAAGCAACUGUCUCUGUGUCCCAAGAGAACACAGACCUGAUAGGAUGACAAGGUUCUAUCUGCAGAACCUCAAAGCUGCAGGUCAUUUCAGUCUCUUCCCCUCCAGCCCCGCUCCCCCCGCCUCUCUGAACAUGGAUGCCAUCAUCCUGUUACGAUGACCUACAAAUGUUAACUCUCGCCUCUUGCCUGAGCUUCAGACUCAUGGCCUACUGCCCACUCGACAGUUACCUGAAUGUGACUCAAAGGUGCCUCCAGCUCCCGUCAAAAAUGGAGCAUUACUUUUCCCUCUGGAGCUGGUCUUCCUGCUGUAUUCUCUAUCUCAAUUUUCUCCAGCUAGAAACCUGGGAGUCAAUCUCAAUACUUCCUCCUCCUCCUUAAUCCUACGGUCAAUCACUGAAGACUGGUGUUAAUUAUACAUACUAAUUCUACCCUCUCCACAAGCUACGAACUUGCAGUUUAGUCCCUCAUAUCUCACCUGCACGAGUGCAAAGGUUUACUUAUCUCUUGCUCCCAGGCUUCUCCUCAAGACCAUCUCCCACAAGGACUAGGGAAGGAGAGCUACUUAGAAAAAUCAACAAUCAUUUGUUGUAGUUCCUAAAUGCAUGUGUGUUCCCUAUAUCUGGAAUGUCAUUCUUACUAAUUUUUUCUCCAACUCCAUUAAAACUCAGACCAGUGGCCAACCCAUGGCAGUGGUUUAGGUGGCUGGAUCUCACAAGGCUGACCACACAGU
Molecule: messenger RNA, 2709 nt
Organism: Tupaia belangeri chinensis (Chinese tree shrew)
Lineage: Eukaryota; Metazoa; Chordata; Mammalia; Scandentia; Tupaiidae
Gene: CPM
Product: carboxypeptidase M
Exons: 8
Coding region: 154-1485 (443 amino acids)
Biological process (GO): peptide metabolic process; protein processing
Molecular function (GO): metallocarboxypeptidase activity; zinc ion binding
Source: RefSeq, a predicted model, not a curated record